Molecule: messenger RNA, 1047 nt
Organism: Drosophila busckii
Lineage: Eukaryota; Metazoa; Arthropoda; Insecta; Diptera; Drosophilidae
Product: valacyclovir hydrolase
Exons: 3
Coding region: 128-961 (277 amino acids)
Source: RefSeq, a predicted model, not a curated record
UGCCGCUAAUAACAAUUCAUUCAAUAAGAUUGCACUAUUUCUAGUUGUUAUCAAUUCUCUUACCUUCCACUUCCACUUUACCCAAGAGGCAGUAACUGCAGCAAACAAUUUGACAGCUCUUUACAUAAUGCUCUCAACCGCACGUCCACUUCUGCGACGCCUCCUGCCUCUGACGAGAUCCAUACAUGUAGAGCGCAAAGUUCAAGUUGGAGAGAAUCUAAAUUUAAACAUAGUUGAGUGUGGGAGUGGCAAACGCAACUUGUUGCUGAUGCCUGGUGCACUCGGAUCCGCCUGGACGGACUUUAAGCCACAGAUAGAGCAGUUGCCCGCCUUGUUGCCAGAUCAUACGAUCAUUGCGUGGGAUCCUCCUGGCUAUGGCAAGUCGGUGCCGCCGCAGCGCAGUUUUGGACUCGAGUUUUUUCAACGUGAUGCGGAGGCAGCGCUGCAGCUGAUGCGUACGCUUAAUAAACCCAAAUUCUCCAUACUGGGCUGGAGCGAUGGCGGCAUUACAGCGCUUAUACUUGCCGGUCGACAUGCUGAAGCGGUGGACAAGUUGGCAAUUUGGGGCGCGGGCGCAUAUCUCAAUGAAGCGGAGGUUAAAUCACUGCGCGCCAUACGCGACGUAGCCAUGUGGUCACCACGCAUGCGUAAGCCUAUGGAGGAGCUUUAUGGCAUUGAAGGCUUUGCCAAGCUCUGGAGCGAUUGGGUAGAUGCUGCCUGUGCUUUCUACGAGCAGCGCAAUGGCGACUUUUGCUGCAAGGAGGUAGCACAAAUUAAAGCACCCACAUUUAUAUUGCAUGGAAGCAAGGAUCCAAUGAUCGCUCCAGAGCAUGUACCUUGGCUAAAGCAGCGAUUGCCAAUGGCGCGGUAUCAUGAAUUUCCCGAGGGCAAGCAUAAUAUACAUCUGCGCUAUGCGGAGGAGUUUAACAGACUAGUGGCGGAUUUUUUUAAAGAAAAUUAAAUUGUAUAUGCUUAUUUGACCUGAGCACGAAUGGUGGGCACAUAGUCAUCAUACUGCGCCUGGUAGAAGUUGCCAGCCACGGGUGC